AUGACUAGUGCGCUCAUUCCCAGCAACGAAUCAAAACCUAUUUGGGCUCGUCUGAAUGUGUUUGACUUGAACAAAGUCAGACAGUUUCAUGGAUUUGGUAGAAUAGACACUGGUGAUGCUUUCGCUGAUUUGUUGAGUGAUGUCAUCGGUCCAUAUGGCGCUCAAAUAGUAAAAAUCCUUGCUGAUUCGCCUGCUAAAACGGAUGAAGGACUGACACACAUAUGUGCAUCUGGUUUAACCGCACGUGAAUUGAUGCUGCGGGUCGGAUCGAUAUCGCAAGAAGACUUGCGAGCCAAAUUGGCUGAAACCAUUUUACCAUACAUUUCUUCGCCUCCGAGCGAACAAUUUGGAAAAUUAUUCUCAUUAAAGUUUAAUGUCGAUGAUUUAGACGACACGAAAGGUGACAUCAUUGUUGAAGAUCAUGCAAGUGAGAAGGCAAGUUCAUUGAGAAAAAUUAAUGUCUAUUACGCGAAAUGUUUAUUACGUCGAGAAAAUAACAAAUAUCAUAUUAAUGUGGCAUUUUAUCAUUUUAUUUCAGUGAUCCCAUGGCACAGCGUGACUGCAUUAGUUCGAAGUAGGGAAGAGGUCAAAAAAGAAUUAUUGGUGGCCUCUGCUAUGGCAUAUAAUCGAUUACAUCGCCAAUUGAAAGCCAGUUGGCCAGAUCGAAUUGAAUUAAUCGAAGUGGAGGAUCCUUCACAGGUGGAACAAACCUCAUGA
Molecule: messenger RNA, 717 nt
Organism: Rotaria sp. Silwood2
Lineage: Eukaryota; Metazoa; Rotifera; Eurotatoria; Philodinida; Philodinidae
Source: the annotation of a GenBank genome assembly